Molecule: messenger RNA, 456 nt
Organism: Priapulus caudatus
Lineage: Eukaryota; Metazoa; Priapulida; Priapulimorpha; Priapulimorphida; Priapulidae
Product: unconventional myosin-Id-like
Exons: 4
Coding region: 1-456 (151 amino acids)
Cellular component (GO): myosin complex
Molecular function (GO): cytoskeletal motor activity
Source: RefSeq, a predicted model, not a curated record
AUGCUAUUCUCCUGCCCCGUGAGAAAGGUUAACAAGUUCAACAAGUGUGAGAGUAGGGCCAUCUGCGUUACAGACAUGUACGUCUACAAGCUGGACCCGAAAAAGAGCUUCAAGCUCAUGAAACAUGGCAUUCCCAUACAAGAGAUCACGGGCGUCAGCGUGACGCCGGGCACGGACUCUCUCGUCGCCAUCCACCUUCAGGGCGGAAACGACCUUGUAGUCUGCCUGACAGGGGUCAGCACCAGCAGCGGACAGAGCCGAGCGCCGGAGGUCGUUGGCGCGCUCGCUCAGCAGUGGUUCAAGAAGACGAGACGGCCGCUGAAGGUGCUCGUCAACAACAUGGUGCACUGCAUGCUGGGUAACAAGUCGCGAGCGAUCGGCGUGCAGCUCGCCAACGUUGCCGAGCCGAUCUUCAAGAAGGACGGCGACGACCUCGUGCUGCAGACUCCCAAUUAG